AUGUCGAACACAGCUUCUGACCUCCAUAGCCGUCUUCUCCGAUUAUCUGAACCAAUAGCAGAGAUUCUCAGACGCACACAGUACACACCGGAAGAGAGCAGCAAAGUAUCCACCAAAGAUGUACUCCUGUCUCUGUUACCAAACACUUCGUCUCACAGUCACGCUUCCAUCAAGAACCUCGCGCUUGCUUGUGCCCUUCUCUCUUCCUCCCGAUCCUCCACUCACGAACUCCUCUCAUGGAUCCCAGAAAACCUCUCAGCCGCGGGGGAAUCUACAUUCUGCGAAGCUUCUCGGGAUUAUUUCAGUGAUUUUCCCGAUAAUGACGCUGAGAAGCUGGAAGAACCAGUGGUGGUUGAUAGUGAGAAGGCGAGGUUGGUGAUCGAAUUGUUGCCGAUGGUGUUGCCGGAGUUGAAAGAGAGUAUCGAAGGAAGCUCAAUUGGUAAGAGCAAUGAUGGAGAGGAUGUUUCAGCUUCAAUGGAGAGAAAACCAGUUGGUUAUGCGAUCCUUGCGGCUCACCAGCUCAGCUGGUUUGUGACUCAGGUUGAGAAACCGAAUUUGGCGAAAUGCUGUAACUUGGUGGUUCCUUGUGCUUUGACAGCACUUGAUCAUUGGUCUCCUCAAGUCAAAGGGCAGGGUAUGAUAAGCCUUGUACAUCUCGCUAAAAACGUGAGUUCAGGUGAUCUCGGAUUGUAUGGAGAUGUGGUUCUUGAUGCGUGUUGCCAGAAUAUAGCUUCAGAUGAUGAGAUUUGGAUCCAUGUGGUGGAGUUAUCUGUGCUUCUUGUGACCAAAAUCCACCAAAAUAAUCCCCGUAGCUCAUGGCACGAGAGGAUCAUGAAUGAGAUGCUUGGCCAUUUGGAACGUCAACCAAGAAAUAAGGAGCGGCGUAUCGCUUGGCUAAGAUUCAUUGAACCACUCUUGGACGCUUUGGGGCUAUUCUUACUUGCUCAUUUCCGACGCAUCUUCCCUCUUUUCUUUCAGUGGAUGCAUUCAGAUGACGCCGACACCGUUUUGUUGGUUCUUGAGAGGCUGGAGACGGUCGUGAGGUUGACGUGGAUUAGAAACUCACCCGUUAUCCCAAGAUUGGUGGAGGAGCUUGUUUCCUUGUACAAAGAGUCAUCAAUGCGUAAAGAGCGCGAUGAGAUUAGAUCUCUUAUCCUCCGUAUCUUGAUGCUACUUCGCCAGUAUGUUCCCAUGGCUUAUCAGAUGCACUUGUCAAAGAUAAUUUAA
Molecule: messenger RNA, 1227 nt
Organism: Thlaspi arvense
Lineage: Eukaryota; Viridiplantae; Streptophyta; Magnoliopsida; Brassicales; Brassicaceae
Source: the annotation of a GenBank genome assembly